AGAUGAGUCACCCGCAGACAGGAGUCCAGAUGCUCAGGACGGUACCCACUUCGCAAGCUUCUGCUCUGCAAAGAGCUGGUCGAGCAGGCCGCGAAGCACCUGGAGAGGUUUUUCGUUUGUACGUGGAGUCAGAGUUUGACAAACUGCUAGCACAAACGCCAGCAGAGAUUCUCCGCGUUGAUAUGGCAUCUGUCUACAUGGACUUGAAGGCCCUAGGAAUCUCAAAGAUAGUCGACUUUCCUCUUGUGGACAGACCGCCGCGAGAGGCGCUGGAGAAAGCUGCCCACUUUCUCUGUCGCAUCGGGGCAUUGGACACCAAGGAUGAAUUGACGGACCUGGGCAGAAAGUUGGCAAUGAUGCCGCUUGAUCCUUUGUACGCUUAUUGUUUGAACAUGUCCUUCGAAUUUGACUGCACUGCGGAGAUCCUAAGCAUUAUUGCCAUGCUGUCAGCAGAUGCCCCGAUCUUUGCAACAUCGAAGCAGAGGGCUCAAACCAAGGCGUUUGAGCAUGAGGACGGUGAUCAUCUCUCCCUCCUGUCUGCAUUCAACCAAUGGAAGAAACACCAACACCAAAAGGUGUUUGCUUCACAAAAUGGUCUCAAUCAUGCAGCACUCGAAAAAGCAGUCACUAUUCGGAAGCAGUUGAAGGAUGUCCUGCACCAAGCUUGGGGAGCAGCGCAGAUUUCGAGCUGCGGAGGGCCAAAGAAUUGGGCAACAGUGCGGAGGUGCCUCUUGAAGGGCCUCUUUACACAGUCGGCGCGCCGAGAUGAAGUGAAUCAGAAUUCUUACCGAACUUUUCUCUCAAGACAGGAGGCCAAGUUGCAUCCGACAAGUGUCCUUCAUCGGCGUCAACUACCGCCGUUGUAGCCCUGGAUCAUGGACGCAUCAAUUGUCUGGCAGAGGCCCUGCGUCAUCUACAACGAAUUGGUCAUCACAGCCAAGAGCUAUUUGCGAGUCGUCAC
Molecule: messenger RNA, 961 nt
Organism: Durusdinium trenchii
Lineage: Eukaryota; Dinophyceae; Suessiales; Symbiodiniaceae
Source: the annotation of a GenBank genome assembly